AUGGAUUAUAGGUCUUAAUAUUUGCAAUAAAAAUACUAUUUUUAAAACGCAACAUCUGUGAAAGAUGCUUAUAUAAAUGAUCUCUCAAUAAGAGAAAAAUCUUAUAACGCCAAGGACAAUUUUGAUGUGAUUGAUCCAAGAGUGAAAGAGAUAGAGAGAAUAGCAGAAAUAAAUUAUAUUGCAUAAAAAAAAAAUGAAUAAAGACAUUUACAGUAAAAAUAAAAAGAGUAAAGCCUAAAUGAGUUGAAAUAAAAAUAAAAUGAAUACAAAGAAAGAUUAUUAGACUAUAAAAUCUAAGAAUCACAGAAGAGAUACCUCCAAGAAAACUCAAUACAAAAAGAUAGUGAAUUUGUUAAUGCAAAUAGUUUACAGCAGGAAUAUAGAAAUAAUAGUUUUAGCUAAAAGCUACAAUCAUACGGAAAUAAUAGGACUGAUUUGUAGAACAAUUAAAAUUUUCCAUACAAUCCUAAUAGUUAUUUGAUGCUGAACGAUUCAUAAGAGUCUAAUCAAAUAAGAAGUAUUUAAUCUCUCCCUCUAAGUUAAAGUUUUAAGGGUAGUUAAAAUUCAUAAAAUUAUAAUAAAAAUACAGACGGCAGAGAAAAAAUAUCCUUUAGAAGUAGGAGUAAUAUCUAUGGUUAAUUAAAGAAUAUAUCAACAGGAAAUUAGCCCUAAUAAGGUAAAACAGAAAUUAAGCUAGUUCCUUUAUCAAACAAAAUAAAAAAUGACUUACUAAACAACAGCUCUAAGCUAGAGAAAAAUAUGUAAAGUAAAAAUAUUUACAGUGAUAUUGAAGAAUAGUAUUAACCAGAUUACUCUAAAUUAAUUAUUCAAUCUAAGUAUCUUAUUUCAUAGAAUAAUUUAAAGGAAGCUGAGAUUCUUUUAGAAAAUUUGAUAUUAAAAAUUCCAUUCCACUCCGAUUGCUUAUAUUUACUGGGUGACACUAAAAGGAUCAUUGGUAAAUUUAAGGAGUCAGAGAUUCUUUUAAAGAAGUGUAUGUAGUAAGAAAAUUACACACCUUUUGCAUAUAAAUCUUUGGCACAAACAUAUUUCUCUUUAUGCAAAUAUCAGGAAUCUUCAUUUUAUUUAAAAAAAUAUAUUUUGUUUAAGAAAGAUGACGAUGAAGCUUUGUCAGUUUUAGGAUAAUGCCUAAUUAAGUUAGGUGAAAACUUGGAAGCCUCAGCUUGUUUUAACAAAGCUCUAGAAAUAAAUCCAAAUCAAUUAGAGUACUAUUUAUACAGAUCAGAAGUGAAUGACUUGUUAGGUUUAAGAGAAUUAUCAUAAAGAGAUUACAUCUAUUUUAAGCAAAAUAAAUCUGAUUAUUUAUCAAGUUUAUCAGAACUCUCCAAAAAUCUUAAAAAUAAAGGAAAGAUUUUAGAAAGUGAAUAAAUUAUUUAAAAAAUAAAUCUACUCAUUCCAAUAAAUUGA
This is a messenger RNA of Tetrahymena thermophila SB210, 1425 nucleotides long. Its product is annotated as tetratricopeptide repeat protein. Lineage: Eukaryota; Ciliophora; Oligohymenophorea; Hymenostomatida; Tetrahymenidae. Gene Ontology annotation, molecular function: protein binding. The record is from RefSeq and is a predicted model, not a curated record. The transcript has 5 exons.